This is a messenger RNA of Leptosia nina, 1545 nucleotides long. Lineage: Eukaryota; Metazoa; Arthropoda; Insecta; Lepidoptera; Pieridae. The record is from the annotation of a GenBank genome assembly.
AUGGCCAAACCAAUAGUAUUUAGUUUUAUCAUGAUAGCUCUUCAUUGUGUAGAGCCCGCGAGGAUAUUAGGCGUCUUCCCGACGCCAUCCAUCAGCCACCAGGUCAUAUUCCGUCCCAUAAUGCAUGAACUUGCGAGGCGAGGACAUGACGUCGUCGUCAUAACCCCGAACCCAGCCUUUCCACCUGGCAAAGCACCGGCCAACCUCACUGAAAUAGAUGUCCACGACGUCUCGUACACCCACGUAGAUAAAUUAUUCUCCUUACAAAGAGGGAGCAAGAAUGACAUCGUGAUACAAUUUGCGAAGAUUCUGGAAGGCAUGUCAUUCAUAUUUGACAACCAGCUUCAAGUACCAGCGGUGCAAAGAGUACUCAAGGAAGCGGACACAUUCGAUUUAGUAUUCGUGGAGUCGUGUGUAAGAGCGGCUUUAGCCAUUAGUCACGUUAUUAAAGCCCCAACAAUUCAGAUAAGUUCGUUGGGAGUUUCAGCAGCCCAGUACACUCUAACUGGAGCUCCAAUCCAACCAUUCCUUUACCCGACACCACUGCAGCAGCGUCUUUACAACCUAACGCUUUACGAGAAGCUGAAGGAAAUGAUUAGCUUCUCUUCUAUCGUGCGGAGCAUAUACACAUCUGAACAUUUAGAUUACGCAGUGGCCAGAAAGUAUUUUGGCGAAAUACCGAGGUUUGAGGAAAUCUUCACUAAUUCGAAAAUGUUAUUUAUUAACGAACAUCCUCUAUGGGCUGACAAUCGUCCUGUUUCGCCGAAUAUACUGUACAUUGGAGGAAUCCAUCAGAGUCCAGAGAAACCAUUACCAAAUGAUUUGAAAACGUAUCUAGAUACAUCGAAGAACGGGGUAAUUUACGUCAGUUUCGGCACAAACGUGAAACCAAAGAUGCUUGACGUUGGCCAAGUAAAGAUGAUGGUUGACGUGCUUUCAAAUCUACCUUACGACGUUUUAUGGAAAUGGGACAACCAAACUCUAAUUAACCGCUCUGAUAAUAUUAUAAUAUCCAAAUGGUUUCCGCAGGCUGAUCUACUAAAACAUCCCAAUGUUAAACUAUUUAUCACUCAAGGCGGAUUACAGUCGACUGAUGAGGCAAUAGAUGGUACUGUGCCACUUAUAGGAAUACCAAUGAUGGCCGACCAGUGGUACAACGUCGAGAAAUACGUGAGACACAAUAUUGGAAAACAGCUAGAUUUCUCUAGCCUUACUGCUGAUGACUUUCGGAAUGCCGUUGAGACCGUUAUAAAUAAUCCAAGCUACAAGGAGAACAUAAUUCGUCUCCGUUCUAUGAUGCGGGACCAACCGAUGAAGCCUUUGGACCAAGCUAUCUUCUGGACAGAACACAUCCUCAAGUACGGUGGUGAUCAUCUUCAACCGCUGAACUUCGGCGACUAUGGCCUGUACGAAUAUUAUGAAGGAACUCUGGUGCUUACCAUUUUAUCAGUAUUACUACUAUCUGUCACGACACCGGUAUUAAUCUUAGUCUUCCUGUGUAAUUACCUAAGACGUAGCUUUUCAGUGAAAAUUAAGACAAGCUAA